Messenger RNA from Oxyura jamaicensis (ruddy duck), 2322 nucleotides. It is a transcript of the gene AK7, whose product is annotated as adenylate kinase 7. Gene Ontology annotation, molecular function: ATP binding; AMP kinase activity. Gene Ontology annotation, cellular component: cytoplasm. The coding region runs from base 67 to 2223 and encodes 718 amino acids. Lineage: Eukaryota; Metazoa; Chordata; Aves; Anseriformes; Anatidae. The record is from RefSeq and is a predicted model, not a curated record. Gene Ontology annotation, biological process: nucleobase-containing compound metabolic process. The transcript is spliced from 18 exons.
CCCAGCCCGGGUCGGCGCAGCUGCCGCCCUUAGCAACGGCGCGCGUCGCCGGCUGGGGCUGCGGCCAUGGCAGCGGCGCUCGGAGCCGCUCGGAGCCAGCGGAUCUUCCUCAACCACCUCGACUCCUACUGCGGCCGCAGCAUCGGCGAGUAUUUAUCCAAAUGUGUUGUUGGAGCAUCACUAGAAAGCGUAGGGGAAGAGGAAGAGGAGGAGGAGGAUGAAAAGAACUCAGCUGCUGAAGUUUCUACUAGGCCAAAGGAGGGAGUCUACCAAAUAGUUGGUACCCUUUCUAAGCCAGAAGGUACUAAACCAUGUUUUGCAGAGGAAACAUAUGCAGUCUCUUCUCAGAAAGAGCUCUUAAGUUAUUUGCUUGAAUGUGAGAUUAUUUUAUAUAACAUCACUGAAGAUGCAAAUCAAAUUGAGGAAGCAAAAUGGGCUGCUUCUGCACUACAUACAGAAAUAGAGCAUUUUGCAACGCCAAAGAUAUUCAUCCUCAUUUCAACAAUAAUGAGCUGGGCAAAAAGCAAACCACCUGACCCAGAGGAUUCUGAGAUUCCUUUCACUGAGGAAGAUUAUCGCAGAAGAAAAUCUCAUCCUAACUUUAUGGAUCACAUAAAUGCUGAAAAACUUAUUCUCAAACUUGGGAAAACUAAUACACAUAUAUUUUCAACUUAUGUUGUUGCUUCAGGACUUCAGUAUGGAGCUGGGGAAGGUGUUUUACAUUACUUUUUUAAGAUAGGUUGGCUCAGUGAGGCUACUGCAAUACCUGUUUUUGGACAUGGAAACAAUUUUAUUCCAACCAUUCAUCUUCUUGAUUUAGCAGCAGUGUUACAGAAUGUAGCAGACCACAAGCCAAAGUUUCACUAUAUACUUGCAGUAGAUGAGUCUAUGCACACUCUUCAGGAAUUAAUAAAGUGUAUCAGUAAAAAUGUUGGACCGGGAAAAAUUGAGAAGAUUCCAAGAGAAAAUGCGUUCUUGAGUAAAGAGUUAACUCAAACGCAUUUGGAUAUGUUGCUUGUGAACCUGCGAAUGGAAGCUGUAUUUCUGAAAGAGACUUUCAACAUUAAGUGGGUUGCUCAGACAGGACUGGUGGAGAACAUUGAAAGGAUUGUUAAAGAAUACAAGCAAAGUCGAGGACUUCUGCCUCUCAAAAUUUACAUCCAUGGUCCUCCUGGGGUUGGCAAAUCUACCGUCGCUGAAAAACUCUGCAAACACUACAAGCUGCAUCACAUUAAGAUAAAAGAUGUGAUUUCUGAAAAAAUAGCAAAUCUGGAGAAAAUGGUGGCUCCUAAAGAAGUGGACUAUGACAGUGUGAGUGAAGAGGGAGAAUAUGAAGAAGAAGAAGGUACAAAUGUAGAAGAAGCACAGGAGUUGUUAGCUGGAAUUAAAGAAAGCAUGGAGCAGAAUGCAGGUUGUUUAAAUGAUCAGUAUGCUGUUAAACUCAUUAAAGAUAAGCUCAAAUCUAUGCCUUGUAGGAAUCAGGGAUAUGUUUUAGAUGGGUUCCCAGAGACCUAUGAGCAGGCAAAAGAGCUUUUUAACUUGGAAGAUGAAGAUGAAGAAGAAAUUAAAGGCAAAAUACCUAAAUGUGAUAAAUUAAUCACACCUGAAUUUGUUGUAUCUUUGACUGCAUCUGAUGAAUUUCUUAAAAACAGAAUAAUAAAUCUACCAGAAAGUGUUGUUGCUGGAACUCAUUAUACUCAGGACCGGUUUCUGCAAUCUUUAAGUCUCUUCAGAGAGAUAAACACAGAAGAUGAGACUGUUCUCAACUAUUUUGAUGAACUUGAAAUACAUCCUCAGUUUAUUGAUGUAGCCAAAUUUGAAGAUCCUGAGAACAGAUUUAUUGUAAAAGAGAUUGUCAAAGAAAUUGGGGAACCUCGAAAUUAUGGUUUGACCGAUGAAGAAAAGGAGAGUUUGGAACGUAAAGCAGCUGAGGAACACCUUGCCAGAGAAGCUAAAGAAGAAGCUGAACGAGAGCGUAGAGAAGCUGAGGAAAGGGCUGAAAGGAUGGCAAACUGGGAAGAGUGGAAUAAACAACUGGAAGAAGUGAAAAGACAAGAACAAGAGUUACUGGAGGCCCAGUCUAUUCCACUACGAAACUAUUUAAUGAAGAAUGUCAUGCCAACACUUAUUCAAGGGUUAAAUGAAUGCUGUAAGAUCAGGCCAGAUGAUCCAGUUGAUUUUCUGGCGGAAUAUCUCUUCAGGAACAAUCCUGAUACACAGUGAGGUAACAUUAAAUCCUAACAGCUGUAGAAACUGUUGCAUGGAAAGGGAGAACAUUGCUAAUGCAUCUUACAAUAAAAAUACUUAGUUUUUGAACAAAAA